Molecule: messenger RNA, 1607 nt
Organism: Rhodamnia argentea
Lineage: Eukaryota; Viridiplantae; Streptophyta; Magnoliopsida; Myrtales; Myrtaceae
Product: cytochrome b561 and DOMON domain-containing protein At4g12980-like
Exons: 3
Coding region: 92-1270 (392 amino acids)
Source: RefSeq, a predicted model, not a curated record
UUCAUGAAUCUGCAUUGCUAAACCCGACCUAUACUUCGUGUGUUUGUCUUCUUCGCGCUAUAUCCGGUGUCUCGCUGCUCGUAGCAGAUUAAUGGCAUCGCCAAUACCCUCUCUCACACUAGGUUUACUCGUUGUAUCACUAAAUUUUGGACUGAUACAGUCGCUCCGAUGUUUGUCGCAGAAAUUUAGCAGAAACCGACACUACGAGCAUUGUACCGACCUCCCGCAUUUAAGUUCUUACUUACAUUGGAACUACAACCCUGCUGAAUCUUCUGUCGACAUCGCGUUCUUGGCUCCGCCCGCAAGACCCGGCGGAUGGGUCGCGUGGGCCAUAAACCCUAACGGAAGCGGAAUGGUAGGCGCCCAAGCCUUGAUUGCACACAAGGAAGCCAAUGGGUCUAUGGCUGUGAGGACUUUCAAGCUGGUUUCGUACAAGAAGGUCGAGGAAGGUGAGAUUGCAUACAAGGUCUCAAAGGCAGAAGCCGAGUAUAAAAAUGGGGUGGUCACGAUGUUUGCGACGGUUGGGCUUCCGAAGGAGACGGAGGUCUUGAAUCAGGUUUGGCAGGUCGGGAGCUCCGUGGUUGACGGAGUGCCGGCAAUGCACGAGCUCCGGGCUGCGAACUUGAACUCUAGGGGCAAGCUUGAUUUGCCGCAAGGGAAGAGCAGUAGCAACAGGGGAGAGAACUCUAAUCUUCAACGUAAAAGGAUCCACGGACUCCUGAACGCAAUCAGCUGGGGAAUUCUGUUCCCGGUUGGCGCGAUCAUCGCAAGAUACUUGAGGUCUUUGAGGUUCGCCGACCCAUUCUGGUUCUAUCUUCACGUCAGCUGUCAAUGUUCGUCAUACAUCAUCGGGGUGACCGGCUGGGCAAUAGGCCUCGAUCUCGGGAACAAGUCUAAAGGCGUCGAGUACACUUCUCACCGGAUAAUCGGGAUACUGCUCUUCUGUCUCGCGACGUUGCAGAUGUUCGCCUUCUUCGUGAGGCCGAGCAAGGAUCACAAGUUCAGGGUCCACUGGAACGUAUACCACCACGGGAUCGGGUAUGCAAUCGUCGUUCUCGGCAUCAUUAAUGUGUUCAAGGGGCUGGACAUAUUAGGCCCCGCCAAGGCGUGGAAGCUCGGUUACGUUCUCUUUCUCUCCGUGCUAGGCGCAAUCACCUUGUGCUCAGAAACCAUUACUUGGGCGUUGGUCCUGAAGGAAAAACUCCGUAAAUCCAAGAAACCAUAUGACGGAUUCGAUCACAGCACGAAGGAGCAGCCUCUGGCCUCCUAGUAUGAUGACUUCCGAAUUGGAUCUGAUCUCUGCUAGUUGUCGCCUCGGCCGAUUCACAUGAAAGGUCCUUCAGAAAAAAUCGUUGAUUCUCACAUAAAUUCGAGGUAGAUAAAAGUACAAUUGGAUCCAAAAUUAGAUGCUACAUAUUGCAUACUUGUAUCUGUUACAACCGAAAUGAUAUACGGGUUCAAAGAGUAUAUACUAGUUAAAAAAAAGGCUUUAGCAGUGAGGGCAGAUGUUGCUGUUGAGUGAUUUCAAUCUUUUGCAAGUCCUAAGUUGAUGUACAUGAGGUUUCUCGAAUAAAUGUGAUUAUUACUUCAUUGACUGAGUUCCUUCA